CAAAAAGCAACCAACUACAAGAAAUGUAGGGCACCUGGACUAGGAAAAACGCACGAGUUGGGUCAGUUGGCAUGGUGUGAGUAGAAUCCAGUCGAUGUGCACAAAAAGCCGCAACAGCACUCCUGAAGAAAUCACUACUGUGUUAACAGAAUAUGUAGCUAAAUAUUGAAGGGCUGCUGAGUGAAAACCUCAGUAAAACGGGCCGGCAGUAAAAACCCACUGACCCCAGCUAGCUGUUCACUCAAGGGGACCAUGGAGCUGGAAGACACCAAACCCAUCAAUGUCUCCCAGGAUUUCCAUUGUAUUGUGGAGGAGAACCAGACCGCAGAUGAACUUUGUACCCCAGAUUGGAAGGGGCCACCGCCAACAUGGAGCAGUACAGCCUCGGGUGACUUGGACAAGGACCGUUCUGUGCUUACUGAGACAGAACAUUCUGUGCUGGCGAGAUUGGCUUUAAGCAGGGAUCACUCCUAUAGUCAGAAGGUGCCGGAGGAGAAUAUGACCGAUGUCCUUAUGGUGGACGUGAAAAUUGAGGAAGAGGAAACGACCUCACCAGCACGUCUCCAGGACGUGAUCCCGACGGUGCUGGUGAGGGAUGCUGAAAACGUCUCUGAGGGGAGGUUUGUGAGACAAAUGGCAUAUGUCUCAACCGGGUCCUUUGAAAAUAUCCAACUGCCACCAGUCAUUAAGGAAGAGAGUGGAGACGAGAUUACUGAGCUCCCUGAGCUGGACAGUGUCACCACUCCCUGCCAGGACCAGGAUUCUUCCCUCGGCGAGACCGGACAUCCUGUUGGCGAGGCGUCUGUUGGCGAGGCGUCUGUUGGCGAGCCGUCUGUUGGCGAGCCGUCUGUUGGCGAGCCGUCUGUUGGCGAGCCGUCUGUUGGCGAGCCGUCUGUUGGCGAGGCGUCUGUUGGCGAGCCGUCUGUUGGCGAGGCGUCUGUUGGCGAGGCGUCUGUUGGCGAGGCGUCUGUUGGCGAGGCGUCUGUUGGCGAGCCGUGUGUUGGCGAGCCGUGUGUUGGCGAGCCGUGUGUUGGCGAGCCGUGUGUUGGCGAGCCGUGUGUUGGCGAGCCGUGUGUUGGCGAGCCGUGUGUUGGCGAGCCGUGUGUUGGCGAGCCGUGUGUUGGCGAGCCGUGUGUUGGCGAGGCGUCUGUUGGCGAGGCGUCUGUUGGCGAGCAGUGUUUUGUGGCGAGGCGUCUGUUGGCGAGCCGUGUGUUGGCGAGCCGUGUGUUGGCGAGCCGUGUGUUGGCGAGCCGUCUGUUGGCGAGCCGUCUGUUGGCGAGGCGUCUGUUGAAGAUCUGCGGGGAAGACAAGAACGUUUUAUCCGCUCAGACCCCAAACUCCAAGCCGGUCACCGUCAAGGUCACCGUCAAGGUCACCGUCAAGGUCACCGUCAUGGUCACCGGCAGGGUCACCGUCAUGGUCACCGGCAAGGUCAAGGUUACCGUCAAGGUCACCGGCAGGGUCACCGUCAUGGUCACCGGCCAGAUCAUCAAGAUCUGA
Molecule: messenger RNA, 1500 nt
Organism: Esox lucius (northern pike)
Lineage: Eukaryota; Metazoa; Chordata; Actinopteri; Esociformes; Esocidae
Product: activating transcription factor 7-interacting protein 1-like
Exons: 7
Coding region: 253-1500 (415 amino acids)
Source: RefSeq, a predicted model, not a curated record